GUGAUUAGGUUUACGGAAAAGGCGGUAGAAUGGUGCAGCGCUGCGAAAUCCGCUUCGACGACAAUCCUCAAGGAAUCUACCAAGGCGGGCAAACGCUGUCCGGCUCCGUAGAGCUGCACUUGGAUAAACCGAAGCUGGUGAAUGAUUUCAGAUUAGUAAUUUCGGGAUGCGCCGAAGUAAAGUGGACUGAAAGAAAAGGCAGGAAUAGUAAGGUGACCUACAGCGGGAAGGAGGAACUACUGCGUGCAGAGACCAGCCUAAUUCCGCAAAGCUAUGGCAACACUGAGAUACCGGCCGGGAUACACGUGUACAACUUCUCCAGUCCAAUCCCAACGGAAGUUCCUACUUCGUUCGAAGGAGAUUACGGGAAAAUUCGAUACACUGUUCGAGCCAUCCUUGAUCGUCCAUGGAAAUUCGACCAAACGAGUACCGCUGCCUUUACAGUGUUGAAACCAUUGGACCUCAACCAACACAUUCUCACGUUGAAAGAGUGCAGAAAGGAAAAACGAACCAAAACCUUCUGCUGUUGGCUUUGCUUGUCUAGCCCACUGUACGUCGGUGUUGAACUACCGGUGACCGGAUAUGUUCCAGGUCAGAAAAUACCCAUCACAGUUGCACUCAACAACACAAGCAGUGUUGAAGUUAUCGGUAUCAAAAGUAAGUUAGAACGGAAGGUGUCUUACAUCAGCGAAUUUCCACGAGAAAAAACUCGUGUUGUCGAUGAAAGGCUGGCCAGCGUGUGGACAACUGUGAGAAACGAUAAAUCAGCUCAAUAUACACAGGAGCUCAAAGUUCCUUCCGUCGCCCCUACUGGGAAAUGUUCCGUUCUUGUCAUAGACUACGUGCUCGUGGUAAAAGUCCAUGUGGACGGAUGUCACAGCAACCCUGAAAUUGAAAUUCCCAUCACCAUCGGAACCAUCCCGUUUACGUUACCACCGACGACGGCUGAACCAAAUGUCGAUCAAAUUGGAUGGACCCUUGCGUUACCAUUACCAACGGCGCCGGAAUCGCCCGGUACGGAUAACAUCUUACCACCCAGCUACGGUGGAACGGCUGUGAAUGUCAACGAUAACGAGCCAACCGCCAUCGGUUUUCAGGCGUUAUUUCCAAGGAACCCGGUGUUGUACAAGUUCGACAGUUGUGCCAAGUGGAACUGAAUUAUUUGCAUACCUUCCAACGAUCUAAUAAUAUACAGUGAAGACCGGUGCUACAAACACAAAACGAGUAUGAGAGAACUAACUAUGAAGUUCCAAAAUUCAGUUCUGUCACUCCUGUUGAGGCACGUUGGUCCUAAAGAGACUCAAUUCGGUAAAGAGGCGACAUCUUAUCCGGUUGACAGGUCUUCUGCUCGAUUGGAAUAACUUUUCCUAUGACUUUGACAGAUAAUCGAUUGUUCCAAUUUUGACAUGUAUCUUUAUAAAUUCAGCCCCUUUAGUUGGUCCCUACCCAGGUGUGGAAGCCACUUCCCUGGCAUUCAACUGUCGUCAAGAUAACACUGCACGCAAUUGGCAAAUCAAAGCUGGCACUCGUGGAGAAUAGACAAACUAUUAGCGAAUUUGUUUAUUAUCGGGGUUGGAGCCGAACUUUUUGUCAGUGCGAACCUCAACCUGAGUUAGGUUUUUAAAAACAAACGAUCAAACUGACGUUUUUCAGAAAACAAGCAGACCCAAUCUUGAUACACGAUCCAGGUUGGAACUGAAUAAUAAACAAAUUCGCUAUAUGAAAGUGAUGAUGGUUUCAAAAUUUUUCACGGAGAGGUAUACGAGUGCUAUCUUAAAAUGCUUUUAUUUUGCAAAUGAAGCAUUUUAUUUAAAUCUGGUUGUUGGCUACAGUGGUAGAAAAACUGAAAUCUAUGUAUACACCUACAAAUCUGAAAAGAAAUUAUUUUUUCUAUAUUAUAUAUAUAUAUAUAUUGAGUAGUCCUUAAGAGUUUUCUACUAACGUAGCAUUAACCAGAUUUAAAUAAAAUGCUUAUUUUGCAAAAUAAAAGCAUUUUAAGUUUGAACUCGUAUACCUCACCGUGUCAACUGUCAAAAUUGACGGGCGAGGAAAAGGGACGGAGAGAUUUCGGUUAGGGUUCGCACAGUGCUCAAUUAAUGGUAAUCGAUGUACGUUGAUGAUUGACAUUGGACUGCGGAACAGAGACCAACUUUAAUUAAACGAAUUAAGAAAAAGAUGUCGAGGAUGCAGGUUGUACCUCUGUGUCAGUCACGCUGUCGACAGUUUAUUUUCUCGAGUAGCUAUCGUGCGCAUUGUUCUUGACUGCAGCUCGGUGAUAAUUUAUUGUUUGCGUCGCCGUUGGAAGCACACUACUGCUGGUAAUGAGUAGUACAGAAACAAAGCAUAUAGCAUCUAUUUCCAAAGUAUGGACUUUGAAAAUUGAUGUGGCGUGACCCACCUGGGCCGAGAUUGCUAAUUUAAUCAAGACACUUGAUGCGAACGGUGCUGAAAUGAAAGCAUCAUAUCGGAUAUCGGAGGAGAAAUCGGAUUUUAUUAAGUUUAAGUCGGAGGAUUCUAUGCUAUCCCGCAUAAACAAUAACCAUAAGAAGCGCCUAACCACCAAUUCGGAAUAUCAUCCCAACUUUAUGUAGUAUGCUCGCACCAUCUAUGAUAUCGUUAGUGUAUGGUACCCGUUUAUUAGGGAUAUGCUUUCCGGAACAACAGUGAUGAAUGAAUUUUCGUCAGGUUGAAGGUUCGUAUUUCGCCUGCGGGAGGUAAAAUGCAAUACGUGCGGAUAUGCCAUGAUAUAGCGAUGGUGCUGGGGAAGUACGGUAAAGUUGAGCGUGUUAUCUGGGAGAAAAUUCCUGCGGCGCUGGGUCUCGACAUGCACACCAGUGUACGAUGGCAUCGGAUGAAUUCCUACCCCCAGUGGAAGUCUCGCAAACAGCCAGCAAAGCGACAAACCGAUGACAAACUAGACGAAGAACUUAGCGGUAGCACAUACGCAGGGGUGUUAAUGGGAGAUGUACCGUUCGAUAGCAACAACAAUGAAAAAGACGAAGUGGUUGAGGUGCUUGAAGAAGAGGUGAUGGAAAUAGAAGAUGUGACAGAAACCAGUACCGAAACAAAGAGAACUACAAACAAGUUUUGGAAGCAAAACCAAAAUGAGGAGGAAGCCAAGCGUUUGGCUUCGGAAAAACAGAAGAGAAAGGAGUUGCGGGCACAGGAGAAAGCAGAAAUAAAUGGUAACUCGCCUCUUAGGAAGAACAAGCAGAACUUACCACAAGUCCCCUCCGACACGGCUUCGGAUUAGUGUAUGCCGUAAAUAAAUUGUAAGAUAAUUAUAAUUUUCCUCGGCUCCGUAGAGUCGCUUAAGACAUUUGAGUCUACCAAAUAAACGAUUCCAAAAUUUU
Messenger RNA from Ochlerotatus camptorhynchus, 3353 nucleotides. RefSeq names its product arrestin domain-containing protein 2-like. Bases 30 to 1157 code for a protein of 375 amino acids. Gene Ontology annotation, cellular component: cytoplasm. The transcript has 4 exons. The record is from RefSeq and is a predicted model, not a curated record. NCBI's taxonomy places the organism in Eukaryota, Metazoa, Arthropoda, Insecta, Diptera, Culicidae. Gene Ontology annotation, biological process: protein transport.